CCGUAUCUAUAUUUCCAUCACACGUCAUCCAUGUCAUGUGAACCGUGCACUCUCUCUUCAAUCACUAUUUUUGUUCACACAACACACACCACACUCUCUCUUCUCUUCUCUUUCCGAUCCUUUUCCUCCUACAUUGGACUUCCUUCAAACCCGCAUGGACUCUCUAGAACUCCCUCGCCUCCUUCUCCAUCACCCCCGCUCAUCUUCACCUCUAACUCGACCUCAAUACAAUUCCCGAUUCUUACCUCAAUUGCCUAAUUUCCCUUCUAAGCUCAAAAAUGCUACUAAAUAUGCCACCUUGCGAUCAAUUUCCGGCGGUGGUUCCGACGCUUCUAAAGACGGUCCAUCUGCCUUUGACGAUGACAGUGCUCUCUUAUUAUCCAGAGAGAUUGACGAUUUUGGCUCUCUCGUUGGAUUUCGCUUGAUUCCUGACUCUGGGAAAACUACCAAAACUCAAGGGGAUUUAAGGAGCGAUGAAGUCGAAAAAUUGGAGGUUGAGAAUGUAGGAGAAGAGAAGGCUAAGACAAGAGUGUCCUAUAACAUUGUUUUUGUUACAUCCGAAGCUGCACCGUAUUCUAAGACUGGUGGCCUUGCAGAUGUAUGUGGUUCUUUGCCAAUAGCACUGGCUGCUCGUGGACAUCGUGUCAUGGUUAUCUCUCCUAGAUACAUACACGGUACUGCCGCAGAUAGUAAGUAUUCUGGUGCAGUUGAUCUUGAUAGCGGUGUCAAGGUAUUUUGCUUUGGAGGUGUUCAAGAAGUUGGCUUUUUCCAUGAGUAUAGGGAAGGUGUUGAUUGGGUAUUUGUAGAUCACCCUUCAUUUCAUAGACCAGGGAAUCCUUAUGGAGACAAGUUUGGGACUUUUGGUGAUAAUCAGUUUCGGUUCACUUUACUUUCCCAUGCAGCAUGUGAAGCCCCAUUAGUGCUUCCAUUGGGAGGGUUCACUUAUGGAGAAAAAUGUCUAUUCCUCGUUAAUGAUUGGCAUGCCAGCCUAGUUCCAGUGCUUUUGGCGUCAAAGUAUCGUCCACAUGGGGUAUAUAAGGAUGCACGUAGUAUAUUAGUGAUUCACAAUAUUGCACACCAGGGAGUGGAACCUGCAAUUACAUAUAGCAAUUUGGGGCUGCCUCCAGAUUGGUAUGGAGCCCUGGGCUGGGUAUUCCCUACCUGGGCGAGGACGCAUGCUCUUGACACAGGUGAAGCUGUCAAUUUUCUAAAAGGCGCCAUUGUUACAGCCGAUCGGAUAGUAACAGUGAGCAAGGGAUAUUCCUGGGAAAUAACUACUAAUGAAGGUGGUUUUGGUCUACAUGAGAUAUUAACCGAAAGAAGAAGUAUUCUCAGCGGGAUCACAAAUGGAAUUGAUGUUACUGAAUGGGACCCAUUAUCUGAUGAACAUAUUGCUUGCAACUAUUCUGCUGAUGACCUUUCUGGGAAGGUGAAAUGUAAGAUUGCUUUGCAGAAGGAAUUGGGUCUUCCAGUGAGGCCUGAUUGUCCAUUGAUUGGAUUCGUCGGAAGACUUGACUACCAGAAAGGCAUUGACCUGAUUCGCCAGGCAAUUCCAGAGCUUAUGCAAGAUGAUGUUCAGUUUGUAAUGCUUGGUUCAGGAAACCCUAUUUAUGAAGAUUGGAUGAGAGCGACAGAGUUAGCUUAUAAAGAUCAAUUUCGGGGUUGGGUUGGGUUCAACGUUCCAGUAUCUCAUAGAAUAACUGCAGGCUGUGAUAUACUGUUAAUGCCAUCGACAUUCGAGCCCUGCGGACUAAACCAGCUGUAUGCAAUGAGAUAUGGAACUAUACCAGUAGUUCAUGAAACUGGGGGACUAAGAGACACUGUUCAAACUUUUAAUCCAUAUGCUGAAGGAAGCAAUGCUGAAGGAAGCAACGCUGAAGGCACAGGGUGGACGUUUUCUCCACUGACUAAGGAAAGCAUGUUAGUGGCUCUAAGAUACGCGAUUCAAACAUUUAAUGAACACAAGCCUUCAUGGGAGGGAUUGAUGAAAAGAGGUAUGACGAGAGAUUACACAUGGGUAAAUGCCGCCACUCAAUAUGAGCAAAUCAUUGAGUGGGCAUUCAUGGAUCCACCCUAUUGCUGAAAACAGAAAUGAAGUUUGCACACAGCAUCAAAGAUCAACACAAUAUUUUCUUUCAAUAUCAGAAGGCUAGAUAUCAGGAUUUGAGACCAGCUGCUUUUUGUUAUUUUACUAUUAAACACAAUUUUUUCCUACCAUUUGUUGAGGGGUGCACAUAUUAUAUAUUACCCUUAAUUGAGCUGUGAUGCUGUAUCCUAUGAUAGGUGCAUAAAAUCAGCUAGGUAGUCCUCGUGGGAUUUUGUAUACUGAUUGUAAUUCCACGUUGUUUUGUCACUAUAUAUGAAGCAUUUUAAUGCUAUUCCUAAGUUUACAGUACAGAGGCGAAAACAAUUGAUGAUAAA
This is a messenger RNA of Cicer arietinum (chickpea), 2421 nucleotides long. Its product is annotated as soluble starch synthase 1, chloroplastic/amyloplastic. The record is from RefSeq and is a predicted model, not a curated record. Lineage: Eukaryota; Viridiplantae; Streptophyta; Magnoliopsida; Fabales; Fabaceae. Gene Ontology annotation, molecular function: alpha-1,4-glucan glucosyltransferase (UDP-glucose donor) activity. Gene Ontology annotation, cellular component: chloroplast.